Molecule: messenger RNA, 1128 nt
Organism: Amphibalanus amphitrite
Lineage: Eukaryota; Metazoa; Arthropoda; Thecostraca; Balanomorpha; Balanidae
Exons: 7
Coding region: 264-866 (200 amino acids)
Source: RefSeq, a predicted model, not a curated record
CUGAAAAUAUCACCUUGAGCACGGAGUCAACGUAUGGGGGGAAUCCGAAGUAUCUGGCCUUCGGUAAACGGAGAAAACAGCGUAACAUCUCACACUCCAAGGUUACAGCGGACGAUUCAGGAAUCCGCUCUCACGUGGCCAGGUCAAAGGUUAGCGACCUGUGUGUGACCCGAAGACGUCAGAAGAAUGUCGACAAUGGGACGCCGCUUGUCGUGGAGCCGGUGGUAAACGGGACCUGCCAUGCUGGGCCAGCCAACCGCACAAUGUGGACGGCAGUAUCCUCCCCUGCCAGUGACGCUCUCCAGUGCCUCUGCAUGUGCAUGGAGAAGGAGCACCUCCUGACAGCCAUCUUAGAGAGUGGGCGCUGCUAUUGUGCUCCCGGCGCCUCCCAGCUGGGGAACGUCACAGCACAGACCACAUGGCCGGCUGCAUGCCCCAUGGGCACGGACCGGGUCUCCUUCAGCGUCUCACAGCACGUGGAGGCCCUGAUGCAGUACUGCCGCUACAGUCCUCUCACAGGGAGGAAGUCUCUCCGAAUUGGAGACACUGGUAAAUAUACGCAAGUUACAUUUUCAGUAUUCGACAAUAUAGCCAUGACGCGGCUAACGUCAUCGGAGAGCAACGUUGCAGCACUCCACACUGGCCGCAACGUGCUAGGAAGGACAUCAACCGUGCAAACAAUCCAUCAGAAAAAAGGAACCCUCGCCACCACCCGAGAGUGCAACCUUCGUAAAGGGCCAACUGGAUGGGACUUUCAUCUUGAGGUGCUCGAAACAUCAACGGUUGACUACAUUGAACGAUUUGAGCUUAGUAAGAAAGAUGCAAUGAAGAAGAGGACUUACGAACGAAUUUCCAUUUUUCUGUGAGUCUUUCACAGAAAAAUGUGGGUCGUACUGCAUUCGAGACCCCUCCCCCUAAAUCCCAAACAUCCAAGUCUACCAAUUUGGCAUCUUUAUUUCGGCGCGAAUCAAUCAAACCCUUCGAGAAUGGGUUAACGGCCGGAACAACAAUGUUUAAUAAACACCUGCAAUUACACAACAACGACAACGACAUACAGCACUGGAUAGGGAUAAAUAUGAUGCCGUGUUAUAAACAAAUUGUUGAGUUGAAAUAAAUGAAAUAUUAUUA